AUGGCGUGGCAGCUGUCCUGGGAGCAGGGCGUCACCCUGCGCAGCAGUGGCUACAUCGUGGCUGAGUUCUUCUCAUUUGUCAUCAACAGCAUUUUGUAUCAGCGUGGCAUUUAUCUGUCCGAAACCUUCACUCGCGUGCAGAAGUACGGGGUCACCAUGCUGGUCACCAUGGACCCCGUGCUCAUGAAGUACCUGAGCAACAUGGUGGAGCAGCUGAAAGACUGGCUGUACAAGAGCUCUGUGCAGAAGCUGGUGGUGGUCAUCUCGAGUAUUGAAAACGGGGAGGUCCUGGAGAGGUGGCAGUUUGACAUCGAGUGUGGCAAGAUGAUCAGAGAUGACAGUGCACCCAGAGAAAAGUCUCAGAAAGCCAUCCAGGACGAGAUCUGCUCGGUGAUCAGACAGAUCACCGCUACGGUGAUCUUCCUGCUGCUGCUGGAAGAUUCCUUUUCAUUUGACCUGCUGAUCUAUACAGACAAAGACUUGGUUGUGUCUGAGAAGUGGGAAGACUCUGGACCGCAGUUCAUUGCCAAUUCUGAGCAGGUCCGCCUGCGCUCCUUUACAACGAUCAUCCACAAGGUGAACAGCAUGGUGGCCUACAAGAUUCCCGUCAACGACUGAAG
Myotis daubentonii (Daubenton's bat) is the source of this 620-nucleotide messenger RNA. Its product is annotated as mitotic spindle assembly checkpoint protein MAD2A-like. NCBI's taxonomy places the organism in Eukaryota, Metazoa, Chordata, Mammalia, Chiroptera, Vespertilionidae. The record is from RefSeq and is a predicted model, not a curated record. The transcript has a single exon. Bases 1 to 618 code for a protein of 205 amino acids.